AUGACAACGUCGCUGCCAGAGCCACAGCUUUCAAUUUUCCUCAAAGCAUUGGCUGGCUUGGAUGCAAGUAGGCGAGUCUUCUUUGCGUCGGCCGCGCCUGCCGUCCGAUUUCCCAACGUUUACGGUAUUGAUCUUCCAAGGAAGGAGGACCUGAUUGCUAAUGGCCGGGAUGAGGUGGCCGUCGUCAAGUUGAUUGGAGCAGACUGGGUGGUCUAUCAAGAUCUCGCUGACCUGGUGGAGUGCGUUCGCGGCCUCAACCCCGACCGACUCCGCUUUGGCUUUGAUGCAUCGGUCUUCGAUGGCAGGUACAUCACAGGAGACAUCGACCAGAGGUUCUUCGAACAGCAGUCUCGCCGUGACCAAAUGCAACAGACCCCGAGCCUCUCCGUCCCGAUUGGCGUCUCCCAAUCUGUGUCAGAGCUUGAUGAGCAAGUCUUACAUCGCUUGUCGGGCCAGGGCGCAGAGAUGAUCUCCAUGUGA
Symbiodinium pilosum is the source of this 480-nucleotide messenger RNA. The record is from the annotation of a GenBank genome assembly. Lineage: Eukaryota; Dinophyceae; Suessiales; Symbiodiniaceae.